Synchiropus splendidus (mandarinfish) is the source of this 2331-nucleotide messenger RNA. Its product is annotated as syntaxin-binding protein 1-like. NCBI's taxonomy places the organism in Eukaryota, Metazoa, Chordata, Actinopteri, Syngnathiformes, Callionymidae. Gene Ontology annotation, cellular component: plasma membrane; secretory granule. The transcript is spliced from 20 exons. Bases 153 to 1955 code for a protein of 600 amino acids. Gene Ontology annotation, molecular function: syntaxin binding. Gene Ontology annotation, biological process: neurotransmitter secretion; vesicle-mediated transport; intracellular protein transport. The record is from RefSeq and is a predicted model, not a curated record.
AGAAAAGAAAGUCAAGACGAUUGAACGGUCAGAUAAAUAAAUCCAGACAAUGAUGGAAAUGAUGUUUUGGAAUGAGGCCUAGGCUUCUGCAGGGUGCUCCUGAUCGAUGACGGGCGGCUCAGUCGCAGCAGAGACACGCAGCAGGCAGCAUCAUGGCCCCGCUCGGACUAAAAGCCAUCGUUGGAGAAAAGAUUAUGAACAAUGUCAUCAAGAAGGCCCGAGAGAAGGGGAAAUGGAAAGUUUUGGUCGUUGACAAGCUGAGUAUGAGGAUGAUCUCGUCCUGCUGCAAGAUGACAGACAUCAUGUCGGAGGGAAUCACCAUUGUAGAAGAUAUAACCAAGCGACGUGAACCUCUGCCAAGCAUGGAGGCCAUUUACCUCAUCACACCCACGGAUGAGUCGGUCGAAGGUCUGAUUGACGACUUCAGGGACCCUCGGAAUCCCAGAUACAGAGGAGCACACGUCUUCUUCACUGACACGAUCCCUGACUCUUUGUUCGGCCUCUUGACCAAAUCCCGUGCCGCCAAAUCCAUGAAGGCCUUAACAGAGAUCCACCUCGCCUUUCUGCCCUAUGAAUCUCAAGUCUUCUCUCUCGAUAAAGUGGAUUCGUUCCAGGACUUCUACAGCCCCUUCAAGGCGGACGUGAAGAACAACAUGCUGGAGUCUUGUGCGGAGCAGAUCGCGACCCUCUGUGCCACCCUCAAAGAGUACCCUGGAGUCCGCUACAGAGCGGAGUACAAGGACUGCGCCACCCUCGCCCAGAUGCUGCAGGAGAAGCUGGACGGCUACAAAGCCGACGACCCCACCAUGGGAGAAGGUCCAGACAAGUGUCGGUCUCAGCUGCUGAUCCUGGACCGAGGAUUUGACCCGGUGUCCCCGCUCCUCCAUGAGCUGACUCUGCAGGCCAUGGCCUACGACCUGCUGGGCAUUGAGAACGACGUCUACAGCUUUGAAACCAGUGGGAUGGGAGAGACGAGGACGAAGGAGGUGCUGCUGGACGAAGAUGACGACCUCUGGCUGACCUUGAGACACAAACACAUCGCCGAAGUGUCAACCGCUGUGACUCGCUCGCUGAAGGAGUUCUCUGCCAGUAAAAAGAUGAACACUGGAGAGAAGACCACCAUGAAGGAGCUUUCCCAGAUGCUGAAGAAGAUGCCUCAAUACCAGAAGGAGCUCAGCAAGUACUCCACUCAUCUGCACCUGGCUGAGGACUGCAUGAACCGUUACCAGGGGACUGUGGACAAGCUCUGUCGUGUUGAACAGGACCUGGCCAUGGGCACCGACGCUGACGGAGAGAAGAUCAAGGACCCUAUGAGGCUCAUUGUCCCGAUUCUCCUGGACACCAACGUCGGCAUCACUGACAAGAUCCGCAUCAUUCUGCUGUACAUCUUCAUGAAGAACGGUGUGACUGAAGAGAACCUGUGUAAGCUCCUUCAACAUGCCAACAUCCCGCCGGAGGACAGUGACAUCAUCUCAAACAUGGCUCACAUGGGAGUUCCCAUCAUCUCCGAGGGAACGGUGAAAAAAGCCAAGAAGCCCGACCGUAAAGAGCGGAUCAGCGAGCAGACCUACCAGCUCUCCCGGUGGACUCCUCUGGUCAAAGACCUGAUCGAGGAUGCUAUUGAGGACAAGCUGGACCCCAAACAAUACCCCUACAUCUCUCAGAGACAAGCCUCGGCAAAGGCCAGCGCUCCGUCCAGCGCUCGUUACGGGAACUGGCACAAAAACCGAGGCCCCACAGAAAUGAAGACGGGGCCCAGGAUCAUCGUCUUCAUCAUCGGAGGAAUGACCCACAGUGAGAUGCGCUGCGUCUACGAGGUCACUCAAACCAACGGCAAAUGGGAGGCCGUCAUCGGUUCGACACACAUUGUGACGCCACCCAAGUAUUUAAAGGAGCUGCAGCACCCGGACUUCCUGGACCCCAACGCUCCCCCGGAGGUUACAUCCACGGAGUAAAAGAAGCUGUUUUUUCCUGCCACAUACUUGUGUUUAUCUCAUGUCAAUGUUUGAAUUAGCGUAGCACUGGACGUCUGCCUCGGUCUUCACUCUUUCAGCACGUUUUGCAGCAGCUCUCUUCUCGACCCCUGGGACCUGAUGAACUAGACUAAACGUAGACUGUAGCGCAGCAUUCAGUUCAUGUGUUCACUGUCAAUAGUGGUUUUGUACAUGGUGUUUCUCAUAGAUGUAGCCCAGAUUACGACCUGAAAAGUCUCUGCUUUUGUUGUCAUCACAGAGCCGAAACGCAUGGUGUGAUGAUGGGAGCGAAUGGACGGAUGUUAUUUUAGCCCUCAGUCAAAAGCAAAACAAAUAAAAUGAAUCUUAUUGUCCUUGA